UACAGUCUCAAUAGUCAUCGCAUCAGUACUACUGGUAUUAAUAGUCAGCAAAGUCAAAGUCAAAACAGUAACCUCACCAGCCAUAACAGCCAAAACAACAGCCACAACAAUCUCAAACCUCCACCAUCCACGCCAGAACGACAAACACAGCGAGCCAGAGGUGCCCCGCUCUCCCCUGUCGCACCCAUACAGAUGCCUGCUCAUACCAGCAAAAGUCGAAAACAACCUCCACCGCCUCCUCCACUACAAACUACAACAACACACCAACCCAUACAGGUCCAACAACAACAACAACAACAACAGUGGCAACAAAGCUGGCAAGAGGAAAUCGAACUAGUCGCAACCGAGAAUAACCAACAUCAACCACGCGUACACGCAGCAGAUCCUCCCGUAUACGACCCGUCCGAUGAUGACGGCGUGUUUCGGGAGGAGGACGAGGAGGAGCAUCUUGUCGACGCAAACAACAACAAUGAAUUGAUUCCAACAUCAUCUCAUCACCAAAACAGUAUUCCAAGAGCAUUUAAUGAUCCCCCGCCUACCAGUCCUAACGGAUUUCACCAUACCAGUGCUAGUAUUCAAACACUAGAAAGGAGUCCCUCCAGUCCUGAUCCUCCUGGUGGCACCAUUGACCCACCCGACGCCAAUGGUCUAUCCCAACUCAGUCUCCCCUUCUCCGAACGCAACAGUGACUACGCUACAUACCACAACUCAAACUCAACCAUGAGGAGUGACCGACGUCACAACGACGACACCCAUCAUGACAGUCGAGACUUGUAUGGAACACUAGUCUUUGAAGAUGAAUCAGCUGCAUCCCAGCUCACACUCCCAGUCGUUUUGGCGCAACAACCUCUCACUGGGAAACCAUCAGAGCGGCAGCAGCGCUUGUCAGCAGCCUCGGCACAUCAGCCGCAAACUACAAGUCAGGCGCUGCGACCUCCCGUCCAACAGCACCAGCGACCAGCUUCACACCAUCAUCCUACCACUAAGAGCAAACCGAAGAAGAAGAAAGAGGCUGUUCUCUGGUUCCGAGACCUCGAUACAGGAAAGGUGUCCACUGCACCGCUACAGAAAAAGAAGAAAAAGAAAAAGACGGAACUGCAGCCCUUGGAAGCCGCUGCUGCGGAUGGAAACGGGAGAGUCGCCAGGUACAACCGGAGCUCCCCCAACGGUAGGGGUGAUGACGAUGACAAUGACGACAGCAACAACAAUAACGCUCCUUCACCCACCGAAUCCGCUCCUGCAAAUGACACUGAGAACAGCCCUGGCAACGACAACAGCAGUGGGCCGGCAUUGGUGCAACAGAACAGCCGCCAUACUCUGGAAGAAAGACAGGAGCAAGCGGCUAGACAACCUCAGGACGACCAAGAGAAGCAAGGAAAGAAGCAGUCAGGCGAGAAGAAAUCCAGACGGCGCAGCAGUUCCCCGCCGAAGCAACAUCGUCGAUCUUCUUCACCCUUGUCACCACGAAGAUUAUCAACGUCUUCUUCUUCGUUUUCCAAACACGGCAAGAAGAAGGGAAAGAGGCGCAGCAGCCACAGAGCCGAUGACCCCCUUGCCCCUCCUCGUGUGAACGGCGAAGCCGAGUUUGACGCUUCAUUUGAAUUGGAAGAUGAGGAGGCAUGUAUGAGGGACUCUCAAGGGCGCAAGUUGGUGACUCGUGAAGAAAAGCGAAAGCAACUGCAAGCCAUUCAGGACCAAAAUGCACGGUACAGAAUGUUUUUGGCUGCGAUGUGUGUUUUCAUGGUGAUUGCGGUCCUGGUGGUCGCCGUUGUGGUUUUCGCCACCAUGCAAAAGUAG
Molecule: messenger RNA, 1797 nt
Organism: Seminavis robusta
Lineage: Eukaryota; Bacillariophyta; Bacillariophyceae; Naviculales; Naviculaceae
Source: the annotation of a GenBank genome assembly